AUGACUACUACCAGCCCAACCGAAGCCCCAUUUACCGCUCCACACCCUGUUGACCAAACAGAGGUCACUUUUGACAUGUCUAAACGAAGAAAAGGCGUGUGCAAGUUUUUCAAUUCCCAGAAAGGUUUUGGGUUCAUCAACGACGAUCAUCCUGAUGAGUUAGGGAACCAGGAAGUGUUUGUUCAUUAUACUUCUAUUGGCGGUAAAGGCGGUUUUCGGUCAUUGGCCGAAGGAGAGGAAGUUGAAUACGUCGUAUCCCCUGGUCACAAAGGUUUCCAAGCUACCGAAGUCACUGGGCCGUCGGGUCGUGCGGUACAAGGUGAUGUCAAAUCAAAGCUGCCCAAGACGCCAACUUUUGUCCCGUAUCCUCUAGGAAUCAUGCCGGCAACAUACGCUAUUGGAGCUGGUUCUCCUUAUAUGCAAGGCGAGCCAUACAUGUCUCCUCACCCUGGAAGCGUCUACGCUGGAUCACCCUACGCUUCGCAGGUAUUCUACCUGCCUUCCCCCGUGGGCGUAUUCCCCGCUGGCCACUCUCCAAGUCUAGGGGCCAUGGCUCCCUAUCCCAACGUUCAAAGUCCGCAUACAAAUAUGCGAUCCCCGACAGUUCCGUUCACGCACAAUCAACAUGGUCAAAUGUCCAUGGCACUCUCUCCUCAAAAUCCCUCCGGCGGUUUUGGAUUUGGAAGUCCUUCGAUGACUUACGGAUUUGGCGCUACAGGAUCAAACGUGUUGGGACAUAGUACUGGAAGCACUGGUGAUAUGCGUUCACCAGUGGCUGGAUUAAGUGCCACUAGCGGUACCUUUCCCUCGCAAGCUCAAUCGGCUUUCGGUGGCGGGGCAAAUACCGGCUUGGGUCUUAGGGCUGAUUCGGGAGCCGGAGAAAGUGCCGGAAGACAUGUUCGGGAGGACCGUAGAGGAAGUCAUUCAGGCGCAGGUGCCUCCGGCCUCGGUGGAUAUCCUACUCCUUCUUUGGUCUAUUCAUCAGCAGGGCAAGGGGCGUUUUGA
This is a messenger RNA of Melampsora larici-populina 98AG31, 1005 nucleotides long. RefSeq lists its product as uncharacterized. Lineage: Eukaryota; Fungi; Basidiomycota; Pucciniomycetes; Pucciniales; Melampsoraceae. The record is from RefSeq and is a predicted model, not a curated record. The transcript is spliced from 7 exons. The coding region runs from base 1 to 1005 and encodes 334 amino acids. Gene Ontology annotation, molecular function: nucleic acid binding.